CGACUCUAUAAAGAACAAGGUGCUUGCAAAAGAAACAAGCCAAGCUCUGCCCUCUGUUUCAGACUUUGCUUCUGAUCCACACAUGCACUUUGUUGAGGAAACAGGAAAAUGGACGUAUACAAGCGAGGAUGGGAAUACUUGGGAAUAUAAUGAAGAACAACAGCAAUGGUUCCAAAUGGCAAGACGAAGAAGUUUUGUUGAAGCUCCAACAACUCGCAUAUUCAGUUCCUGGUGUCGACGAAAGCGUAAGAUACUUUACCAUGAUACAGUAAAAAUUUGGUCACUUCAAAUGACAACACGAAACGAAUUUUCUGUGUUUUUGUGUCCGCCACCAAAGGAACCUGCUAAUCCAUUGGUACGAGAAAAACGAAAAAAAGUUUACACUGCCGAUGAUACUGAUCAGAAUGGCAAAAAACAAAAAUCACAAAAGAAAAAACCAGCAAAUACUUCUGUGUACGUCAGCGGGCUACCACCUGACAUUACUGUUGAGGAAUUAGCGGAAGUUUUCUCAAAGUGCGGUGUUUUGCUAGAAGACUUGAACACCGGUGGACCAAAAAUUAAACUUUACAAAGAUGACCAUGAUCGCCUAAAAGGUGACGCUCUCGUGACUUAUCUUAGGGAGGAAUCAGUUGAUCUUGCUUGUCAGCUUUUAGAUGAAACAGAUCUUCGUCCGAAUGAGGCCUCUAAAAUAAGAGUACAAAAGGCGCAAUUUAAGGAGAAGAUGCCAAAACCAGAAGACACCAAUAAUAGCACAUCAGUAAAGCCAGAUAAGAAAAAAGUCCAGAAAAAAUUGCAUCAGCUUGAAAAAAAAUUGGAUUGGUUUGAAAGUGAACCAGGAAAAAAAGCUGAAAGAUAUAGUAAAAUUGUAAUUCUGAAGUAUAUGUUUACAUUGGAAGAAUUGGAGAACGAUGUUAGUUUAAUCUUGGAUUUGAAAGAGGACAUCCGCGAAGAAUGUCAGAAGCUAGGCGAAGUAACUAAUGUGGUAUUAUAUGAU
Messenger RNA from Racocetra persica, 994 nucleotides. NCBI's taxonomy places the organism in Eukaryota, Fungi, Glomeromycota, Glomeromycetes, Diversisporales, Gigasporaceae. The record is from the annotation of a GenBank genome assembly.